This is a messenger RNA of Lachancea dasiensis, 1125 nucleotides long. The record is from the annotation of a GenBank genome assembly. NCBI's taxonomy places the organism in Eukaryota, Fungi, Ascomycota, Saccharomycetes, Saccharomycetales, Saccharomycetaceae.
AUGGACGCUGAGGUGAGCAAGUACAUCCACACUAGGCUGAUAGACGAUGCACAGAUUGUGCUCUUCACGGACGUAAUGGGAGAGUUCCAGAUGUCCAGCCCCAGCGCUAAAAAAGCGAUGUACGAGUUCUACCGGACCACGUCCUCUAAAGUCAACUGUGUUAUAGUUUGCGCGUAUAAGAGCGGAGUGAUCUGCAUUCUAGACAAGCUGAAUCAGCUUCCAGACGAAAAUGAAAUCGCGGAUAUCUUCAUCUACGCGUUCAGCCCCAUGAGCCAGUUCAUGCCAAUCAACACCAAGGCCCACAGGCCCGUGGCAGUGACUCACGGCAUUGAGAUGGUUUCCCCGGAGGCGGCAGUGCCGUCGCCCAAACACGUCAGAGACCAAGCCAGUGCUCCGGGGCGCCACUCGGAACCCCCUGUUGCUCCAUCCACGUCCCUAAGGGCCACCACUCCAAGAGCACGCACACUGCCCACCAAGCAAGAAGCAUCGGAAGUACGAUCCGCGGCGCCCGCGAAAAAGACUGGCGAAUUGAAAUCAACCGCGCUGCUUCAGAAAAUGCGCAAGGAGCGCGAAGAGAAAGAGCGAGUACGGCUGGAAGAACUGCGAAAACGUCGCCAAUUGCAGGCUCAGAAGGCGGAUCAGGAUCCAAAGCGUAAGCAGGAACUGGAAGAGCUUGCAACGAUGUUUGACAGCGACAGCGAGGGCGAUGGCGAGGGCGAGGGCGAGGGCGAGGGCGAGGGAGAAGCGGCAAUUAGCACGCCCGCGGAGGACGAAUCGCGCGAGGCUCCUGCUCCGACGCAUGCCGAGCUGGGCGACUUGCUCGAGACAACAGCCGAGGAAUCGCUCAUGGAGAUUUCAAAGCCCAGCGAGCCCAAGCCGCACGACGAGCCCAAGCCGCACGACGAGCCCAAGCCGCACGACGGGCCCAAGCCGCACGACGAGCCUCCCGCGCCGUAUGUCGAUGACGAAGGCUACACCGUCACACAAAAACCCACUCACAAGGCGCCCUCUUCGUCGUCCACCCCGGUCAAACGCCCGACGAGGGCCAUCGCGGCCGCGGAGUCCAGUGCCAAGAAACCCAAGCAGCAGUCGCUCAUGAACUUUUUCAACAAACGCAGCAAGUGA